This is a messenger RNA of Ichthyophthirius multifiliis, 348 nucleotides long. RefSeq lists its product as hypothetical. The record is from RefSeq and is a predicted model, not a curated record. Gene Ontology annotation, cellular component: cytoplasmic vesicle. The transcript is spliced from 4 exons. Lineage: Eukaryota; Ciliophora; Oligohymenophorea; Hymenostomatida. Gene Ontology annotation, biological process: regulation of Rab protein signal transduction.
AUGUAUCCUUAUAUUUUAGGUAAAGUGCCAUAAUAUUUAGAAAUUCUAAAACAUUGGUGUUUCCCAGAUGGAGUUACAAUAUAUAAUGAAAACUUUUAAAAAAUAAAUGUACUUCUUCAAGCUAUCCUUCUUGAAAAAUAAAUAAUUAUUGUUUCUUCAAAUCCUAAUGAAAUUAUUAACAUUUGUGAAGCUAUUUUUACACUUAUUUAUCCUUUAAAAUGGGUUUGUAUUUAUAUUCCUUCGCUUCCUCUUUAAUGUACAGAAACUCUAUCUGCAACGACUCCAUUUAUUAUUGGGAUUUCUAAAAUAUUGGAUUUCCAGAGAAUUUAAAUUAAUUUUUAAUUAUGA